Molecule: messenger RNA, 308 nt
Organism: Perkinsus marinus ATCC 50983
Lineage: Eukaryota; Perkinsozoa; Perkinsida; Perkinsidae
Exons: 1
Source: RefSeq, a predicted model, not a curated record
AUGCGUUUUGCUGUUUCUACUGCUGUAGUUGUUGCCAGUGCUGUUGCUGUGGCCACUGCCACUGAGGAUGCUUGCUCACAGAUGUGCUCGGAGGUCGAUGGAUGCCGCGGGUCCAAGUAUGGUUCAUACUGCAAGGGUUGGAUGACACCUUCUAUUUGCUUCGGUCUCGUCAGAAGAACUGACGGCUCCUAUUGCUUCCAGCCUGGUGAUGUUAGCUGCGUCGGCGAGGCCGUACCCUGUUCCAUGGGUCAUGUGACCACCGCUGAGCCCACUGAAUCUCCUCUCACCACAGCGGUUCCCGCAACCAA